This is a messenger RNA of Somion occarium, 1105 nucleotides long. NCBI's taxonomy places the organism in Eukaryota, Fungi, Basidiomycota, Agaricomycetes, Polyporales, Cerrenaceae. The record is from the annotation of a GenBank genome assembly.
AAUGUGAACCAUGAUGAUCUAGCAGAGAGCAUUAUAAGAACGAACACAGGUUGAUGAACCGUUCGGAAUGCAACAGUACAAACUAUCAAAGCAUCCGUGGCCCUGUAAUUCGUCCUGUUCAAGAUGACAUCGCGUUUCUGCACGCAAAAUGUAUCUCUGGAACGUGCUGGACAUGUGGCAGCAUCUUUGGCCGCGCCUUUGUCUUACCACCAUCCACCAUGUACUUCGCUAUUCUCCCUUGGGGGGCAAUCGUCGGCUUCUUGUUCGUAGCGCUCUCCGAGAGUGUAUGCAGAGCUGAUUCCAACUCGGAGUCUAGCCUCUCUGGACAUCCAUACACUGGUACAGGCGAUUGGCUCCGAGCGACUAGAAUUGAUGAGUUAUUGCACUAUACCUCCAUCUUUGGGGAUGCAAAGCAACAAAUUCUCGGCACCGUGCACAGACGCCUCGAGCAUUCUGAUUUUGACUUCUGGAGCAAGGCAGAAUCGAUCGGCAUCAAGUUACAAACGUAUACAGAGAACCUUUUGAAGGAAGCGGCAUCGCAGGUUUCAUUGGCAUCUGAACGCACUGAAGCUGUAAAACGUACAAUGCAUACGCUCGUCGCUGUUGCAGCGGACUUCGAGUCAGAUGUGAUUGCUCAUACCACAGACGGUACAUCGUUGGCCAUAAUCUCUGAGGACUUUGACAACGCCUUCGUUCCAAUUAUUGGGGAGCUCCACAAGAUAUUCACCUCCUCGAAUGAAGCACCGACUCAUGACGAGCGAAAUCGCACUGUCCACGAUAUCCUCGAGAGGGUGCAAUGGGCGAUUGUUCGAGUCGGUAUUCAGCAUGGUAUGAAGGAAGAACUUCUGAAUACGCAUGUCAACGAGAUUCGGCCGCAAGUAGAGAGGCUUGUGGUACUCAUCGGGGACCUGUCCGAGCAAUAUCCGGCCUUAUGAGACACAUUAAUAUUCACUGCCGUUGGUAUGCUGAUUCCGGAGUCGUGGAUCCUGAAACCUCUGCUUCGAGUGUUCGGCUUCGGUCCAGCAGGCCCAGUUAAAGGCACUCCAGCUGUCUGGUCUCAACGAUAUUUCUACGGCGGCGCAGUGAAGAAAGGUGACUGGUUUUC